GCAGUUUUAAAAAGUGCCACAAACAAUGCUUCGUGUAAUUGUGGAAUCAGCUGCAAAUAUACCUAAACAUAAGUUUGGGAAACCAGACCCUAUUGUGUCGAUUAUUUUUAAAGAUGAAAAAAAGAAAACAAAGAAAAUUGAUAGUGAACUCAACCCUGUUUGGAAUGAGAUUCUUGAAUUUGAUUUGAAAGGAAUACCUCUGGAUAUUUCUUCAUCUCUGCAGAUUAUUGUGAAAGACUUUGAAACUAUAGGGCAAAACAAGUUAAUUGGCACAGCAUCAGUUGCACUCAAGGAACUGGUAGGCACCCAGAGUAGAUCACUUCCAUACAAGCUUGUUCCCCUGCUAAAUGAAAAAGGACUGGACUCUGGAGCAACUAUUGACUUGGUGGUAGGAUAUGAACCACCCGCUGGACCACCAAAUCCAAAUGACCCAGGCGGAACAAAUGCACAAGGCACUGAAGAUGGAGAAGAAGACAGAGGUGAUGAGGAUGUACCUGAUAACGGAACCGGUGUUCUCCCCCAAAGUGGUCCAAGUGGCACCCGUGAAGCUCAGUUUGCUCAUCGUAUUACCAAAGGAAAGAAAAGUCGGAGAGUGCUGUCGAACAAACCUCAAGACUUCCAGAUUCGUGUUAGGGUCAUUGAAGGCCGUCAGUUAUAUGGGAAUAACAUAAAGCCAGUUGUAAAAGUACAUGUUUGUGGUCAGACACACAGAACAAGAAUCAAAAGAGGAAACAAUCCCUAUUUUGAUGAGAUAUUUUUCUACAAUGUCCACAUGACCCCUUCAGAGCUCUUUGAUGAAACCAUAAGCAUUCGGGUGUACGACUCCUAUUCUUUACGUGCUGACAGUCUAAUGGGGGAAUUUAAGAUUGACAUUGGUUAUGUCUACGAUGAACCUGGACACACAGUCAUGAGAAAAUGGCUCCUUCUAAAUGAUCCCGAAGAUUCGAAUUCAGGUGCCAAAGGGUACUUGAAAGUCAGCAUGUUUGUUCUCGGAACAGGAGAUGAGCCACCAGUGGAAAAUAGAGAACGGGAAAAUGAAAAUGAUGACGUAGAGAGUAAUCUUUUGCUACCAGCUGGGAUAGUACUCCGAUGGGUCACUUUUAUUCUUAAGAUCUACAGAGCUGAAGAUAUUCCUCAGAUGGAUGAUGCUUUUGCACAGACUGUAAAGGAAAUAUUUGGAGGAGAAGCAGACAAAAAAAACCUUGUGGAUCCAUUUGUGGAAGUUUGUUUUGCUGGGAAAAAGGUUUGCACAAAUAUAAUUGAAAAAAAUGCUAACCCAGAGUGGAAUCAACUUGUUAAUCUCCAGAUCAAGUUCCCUUCAAUGUGUGAAAAAAUUAGACUGAUGGUGUAUGAUUGGGAUCGCCUUACAAGGAACGAUGUUGUGGGCACCACAUACUUAAGUCUCUCCAAAAUUGCUGCUUCUGGGGGAGAAGUUGAAGAGCUUUCAUCUUCGGGAGCUGGGGCUUCAUCAUAUGAAGUAAAUACCGGAGAGACUGAAGUGGGUUUCUUACCAACAUUUGGGCCUUGUUACCUGAACCUUUACGGAAGUCCAAGAGAAUACACUGGAUUCCCAGAUCCAUAUGAUGAGCUAAAUUCUGGAAAGGGAGAAGGAGUAGCUUAUAGAGGCAGAAUCCUAGUUGAACUAUCUACACUACUUGACAGUAAACCCCUCAGUAAGAAGAUUGAGAUGAUACCCAGUGAUGACAUACUCGUUGUGGAAAAGUAUCAGCGCAGAAGACAGUACAGCCUCAGUGCUGUGUUUCAUUCUGCUACCAUGUUGCAAGAUAUCGGCGAGGCUAUCCAGUUUGAAGUUAGCAUUGGGAAUUAUGGCAAUAAAUUUGAUACCACCUGUAAACCGCUGGCAUCAACUACUCAGUACAGCCGUGCUGUAUUUGAUGGAAACUACUAUUACUAUCUGCCAUGGGCAAACACAAAGCCAGUAGUGACCCUGACUUCAUAUUGGGAAGACAUCAAUCACAGAUUGGAUCCUUUAAACCUUAUUCUUGGCAUGAUGGAAAAACUGCAAACAAACAUAGCAACUUUAAAAUCAGGAAUACAGGGGAAGCUGUCAGACAACCAGCUGGCUGAGAUAUGGCUGAAGUUAAUUGAUGAACUUUUGAAGGACUUAAGUAAGGAAUUCCCUUCCCUAGAGAACAAGCAUAACGUGACAGUCCUUGAUACACAGAUCCGCAAACUGCGGCUCAAAUCGCUCGGCCAGAUUCAGGAGGCAGCUGUAAAGAUGAGGAACGAAGCCACGGAUGUGAAGGCCACCCUGACUGAACUUGAAGACUGGCUGGAUAGAUUAACACUACUAUCUGAAGAGCCUCAAAACAGCAUGCCUGAUGUGAUCAUCUGGAUGAUCCGGGGAGAAAAGAGGCUCGCUUAUGCACGCAUUCCUGCUCAUGAGGUUUUAUAUUCCACGACAUGCGAUGGAGGAUCUGGAAAAUAUUGCGGAAAGACCCAGACCAUCUUUUUAAAGUACCCACAGGACAGAAACAAUGGCAUCAAAAUACCCGUACAGUUGCGAGUUAACUUUUGGCUUGGCUUGAGUGCAGUUGAAAGGAAGUUCAAUAGUUUUGCAGAAGGAACAUUCAGUGUCUUUGCUGAAAUGUAUGAAAAUCAGGCACUCAUGUUUGGAAAGUGGGGAACUUCAGGACUCGUUGGCCGCCACAAGUUUUCUGAUGUCACAGGAAAAAUAAAACUGAAAAGAGAGUACUUUUUGCCUCCCAAAGGGUGGGAGUGGGAAGACGAGUGGUUCGUAGAUCCUGAAAGGAGCUUGCUGACAGAAGCAGAUGCUGGUCAUUCUGAAUUUACUGAUGAAGUAUAUCAAAAUGAGAGCCGCUAUCCUGGAGGAGAAUGGAAAGCAGCUGAAGACAGUUAUACAGAUGUGAAUGGAGAAAAAGCACCUCCACCAGGUGAAAUAUCCUGUCCUCCAGGUUGGAUGUGGGAUGAUGAUGCCUGGGUAUAUGACAUCAAUCGAGCCGUGGAUGAAAAAGGUUGGGAAUAUGGGAUUACCAUUCCUCCUGACAAUAAGCCAAAGUCCUGGGUUGCAGCAGAGAAAAUGUAUCAUACUCAUAGAAGAAGAAGGCUGGUUCGAAAACGCAGAAAAGAUCCAAACCAAACAACGACACCAAGGGGAACCACUUCCUAUGAGGAUCAAGAAGGAUGGGAAUUUGCAUCUUUGAUUGGAUGGAAGUUUCACUGGAAGCAGCGCAGUUCUGAUACUUUCCGACGCAGACGCUGGAGGAGGAAAAUGGCUCCUUCAGACACAUAUGGUGCAGCAGCCAUCUUUAAGCUUGAAGGAGCUCUUGGAGCAGAUACAAGUACUGAUGAUGGAGACAAGAGUUCUGAGAAGACCAAAGAUACAGCAACACGGGUAUUUGGGGCAAACACUCCAAUAGUCUCCUGCAACUUUGACAGAGUCUACAGUUACCACCUUCGGUGUUAUGUCUAUCAAGCAAGAAAUCUUAUGGCUUUGGACAAAGACAGCUUUUCAGAUCCAUAUGCUCAUGUUUCCUUCCUCCAUCGAAGCAAAACAACUGAGAUCAUCCACUCAACACUCAACCCAACAUGGGAUCAAACCGUCAUAUUUGAUGAAAUUGAAAUCUACGGAGAUCCCCAAAUGGUAGCACAAAACCCUCCUGAGGUGGUGGUUGAACUCUUUGACAGUGACCAAGUGGGCAAAGAUGAGUUUCUUGGAAGAACCACUUGCACUCCUAUGGUGAAACUGAACCCAGAUAUUGACAUCACUCCUAAGCUUCUCUGGUAUCCUGUUCUGAAUGGGGGCAAGGCUUGUGGUGAUGUCCUCUUAGCAGCCGAGCUCAUACUGCGUGAAAAGGGUGGCACCAACCUUCCAAUUCUUCCUUCACAAAGAGCCCCAAACCUCUAUAUGGUACCACAAGGAAUCAGACCUGUGGUUCAACUGACUGCUGUUGAGAUCCUUGCCUGGGGAUUACGCAACAUGAAGAACUACCAAAUGGCGUCUGUUACUUCCCCUAGUCUCAUUAUAGAGUGUGGAGGUGAAAUGGUGGAAUCUGUAGUGAUCAAAAAUCUAAAGAAGACACCAAAUUUUCCUGGAUCUGUUCUCUUCAUGAAAGUGCUGUUGCCCAAGGAGGAAUUGUACACUCCAUCCCUGGUUCUUAAAGUGAUAGACCACAGGCAAUUUGGCCGUAAACCUAUCGUGGGACAAUGUACCAUUGAUUUACUGGAGCAUUUUCGCUGUGAUCCGUAUACUACUACAGAAGACAUUGCACCCCAGAUGAAAGUGAGUCUUCUAGCAGCUGCACCUCGGCGAGAUGUGGUAAUUGAAGUGGAAGACACACAACCCUUACUAACAGCGCAGCUCACAGAAAAGGAAGAAGAAAUUGUGGAUUGGUGGAGCAAGUUUUAUGCUUCAAUAGGAGAUACUGAAAAAUGUGGGCAAUACAUUCAAAAAGGAUAUGAUACCCUAAAGGUUUACAACUGUGAACUGGAAAAUGUACCCGAUUUUAGGGGUUUAAGAGAUUUCUGUGAAACUUUCAAGCUGCAACGGGGAAAAUCUGAAGAAAAUGAUGACCCUACUGUUGUAGGGGAAUUUAAGGGCUCCUUUAGGAUCUACUCAUUACCAGACGAUCCUACCGUACCUCCUCCUCCGCGGCAGUUCCGUGAGUUACCAGACAGUGUGCCUCAAGAGUGUAUUAUACGGAUUUAUAUUGCCCGAGGCUUAGAACUCCAACCUCAGGAUAACAAUGGACUGUGUGACCCUUAUAUUAAAAUCACUGUAGGCAAAAAAGUCAUUGAAGACAGAGACCAUUAUGUUCCUAACACACUCAAUCCAAUUUUUGGCAGAAUGUAUGAACUGAGUUGCUACUUACCUCAAGAGAAGGAUCUGAAAAUUUCUGUCUAUGACUAUGAUAUGCUGACUCGAGAUGAAAAAGUUGGAGAAACCAUCAUUGAUCUGGAAAAUAGAUUCCUCUCCCGCUUUGGAUCUCACUGUGGAAUACCACAGCAAUACUGCGUUUCAGGUAUCAAUACCUGGAGAGACCAACUGAAACCGACACAACUCUUGCAAAAUAUAGCCAGGUUUAAAGGCAAUCGUCCUCCAGUCCUCUUUGAAAAUGGAAAGCGGAUUAGUUAUGGAGGAAGAGACUACACUUUGGAUGAAUUUGAGGCCAACAAAAAAUUGCAUGAACACCUUGGGUCUGGCGAAGAACGACUUGCCCUUCACAUUCUCAGGACUCAGGGCUUGGUGCCUGAGCAUGUUGAGACAAGGACGCUGUACAGUACCUUCCAACCAAACAUCUCACAAGGAAAGCUUCAGAUGUGGGUGGACGUUUUCCCCAAAAGCCUGGGGCCCCCUGGCCCUCCUUUCAACAUCACUCCUCGCAAGGCCAAGAAGUACGAACUGCGGGUGGUGGUCUGGAACACAAAGGAUGUCAUUUUGGAUGAAAAAAGUAUCACAGGAGAGGAAAUGAGUGAUAUCUACGUCAAAGGAUGGAUGCCUGGCUAUGAAGAAAAUAAGCAGAAAACAGAUGUGCAUUAUAGGUCCCUAGAUGGGGAAGGGAACUUCAACUGGAGAUUUCUUUUUCCUUUUGAGUAUUUUCCAGCCGAACAGCUCUGCACAGUUUCAAAAAAGGAGCACUUCUGGAGUCUUGACAAUACUGAAUUCAGAAUUCCACCCAAGCUGCUUAUUCAGAUAUGGGACAACGAUAAGUUUUCCUUGGAUGACUAUCUGGGUUUUGUUGAACUUGACUUACACAAUGCCAUUAUGCCAGCAAAGGUGCCGGAAAAGUGCACUUUAGACAUGAUUCCAGAGUACAAGCCAACAAACGCUCUCAAGACUCCUAAGACUGCUUCACUCUUUGAACAGAAAUCUAUGAGGGGAUGGUGGCCGUGCUACGUCGAAAAAGAUGGCUCCCGUGUUUUGGCUGGUAAAGUUGAGAUGACUCUGGAAGUCCUUGCUGAAAAGGACGUUGAAGAAAGGCCGGCUGGUAAAGGAAGAGAUGAACCAAAUAUGAACCCUAAGUUGGAUAUGCCAAACCGGCCAGAAACAUCUUUCCUUUGGUUCAUAAAUCCAUGCAAGACAAUGAAAUUUAUUGUGUGGCGCAGAUUUAAGUGGCUCUUCAUUGGAAUCCUCAUCCUUCUGAUUGUGCUCUUAUUUUUAGCCAUUCUUCUGUAUUCAUUGCCGAACUACCUGUCAAUGAAGAUUGUGAAUCCAUUUUCAGCUCAUUAAGGAAGAUGCUUUUCUUUUAAAGCAGACAGUGCAAUGAGGCUGGGCAGCUCCCACCUCCGGACCAAAUACGUAAUGACCAAAGCAAGCAGGUCACCUGCCAUGCCUGUAACUCUCUUCUUCACUUGUGUUUGAAACACAAUGUGGGGGGGCUCUUUUCGAAGAAUCUCACUGUCAUCUAAGAUGUAUUGGGUAAAGAUAACUGUAAGAUACUGGGUUGGAUCCAGAUUCCAGCACAUGAAACUGGGCUGUUGGAAGUGGACCUUCUGGCACCCUCCUUCCUGCGGCAGCCCUUCCAGUCCCUGCUGCACAGAAGAUCUGGGGGCCCUUUUGAAUGGGAUGAGCUGUGGUGUCAGGUAGAGGGAGGAUCCCCUACACUCAGGGGUGCAGGCACCUUCCAUGAACUCUUCCAACUCCAUUAGUCAGUCUACAGAAGGCAGAUCCUGGAUCCAACCUACUGUGUUCUAUUUCUGUACUUUGACUUUGAUGGCAUCAGCAUGAAAAAUUAUCCAUGCUCUUCAAUUUUAAAUGUUCUUUUUCUCAAACGUUA
This is a messenger RNA of Elgaria multicarinata webbii, 6758 nucleotides long. RefSeq names its product myoferlin (gene MYOF). The record is from RefSeq and is a predicted model, not a curated record. NCBI's taxonomy places the organism in Eukaryota, Metazoa, Chordata, Lepidosauria, Squamata, Anguidae. The transcript is spliced from 54 exons. Bases 26 to 6211 code for a protein of 2061 amino acids. Gene Ontology annotation, cellular component: membrane. Gene Ontology annotation, biological process: plasma membrane organization.